CAAAUGCUCUUUCUCAAUUGCCGAAUCUCUUGGAAUUUAAAUUUAAGUUUUUAAUUCUUAUAUAUAUUUCAAACAUUUCUCUUCUGAAAUCUGGUUCUGAUUGAUUAUUAUCGGCCAUGAUAUCUACAAGCAAGAUCAAAUCCGUUGAUUUCUACAGGAAAAUCCCUAGAGAUUUGACAGAGGCAUCGGUAUUGGGUGCAUGGUUAUCCAUAGUAGCUGCAGUUUCUAUGGUCCUUUUAUUUGGAAUGGAAUUGAAUAAUUAUUUAACAGUCAGCACCUCAACAUCCAUUAUCGUUGACAAUAGUUCUGAUGGGGAAUUUUUACGGAUUGAUUUUAACAUCAGUUUUCCAGCGCUCUCGUGUGAAUUUGCAUCUGUUGAUGUGAGCGAUGUCUUGGGAACUAACAGGUUGAAUAUAACAAAAACAAUUCGAAAGUUUACUAUAGAUCCAGAUUUAAGUGGCACGAGUGUCGAGUAUCGUUCAGAACCGGUUCCACAAGUCAUUCAGCAUGGAGAGGAAGUUGAUGAAGAAGUUGUUCAGGGUUCCAUACCACUGAAUAGUGAUAACUUUCACAGAAUUGCAAAUGAGUAUCCAAUUUUGGUCGUCAAUUUUUUUGCUCCUUGGUGCUACUGGAGUACUCGCCUGAGACCAUCAUGGGAGAAAGCUGCAGUUAUAAUUAGAGAAAGAUUUAAUCCAGAAACGGAUGGACGUAUUAUUUUGGCAAGGGUUGAUUGCACUGAAGAUUUUGAUUUGUGUAAGAGGCAUCACGUUCAAGGGUAUCCAUCCAUUCGCAUCUUUCGUAAAGGCAGUGAUUUGAGGGAUGAACAUGGACAACAUGAGCACGAAUCUUAUUACGGAGAUCGUGAUUCCGAAGCAUUGGUUAAGGCAAUGGAAGAAUUGGUUUCACCGGUUCAACUGCAGGACCAGAAGCUGGCUUUAGCGCCAUUGACAGGAGGAUGUAGAAUUGAAGGAUAUGUGCGUGUAAAAAAGAUUCCUGGCAACCUUAUCAUUUCUGCUCGUUCAGGAGCCCAUUCUUUUGAUUCUUCUCAAAUGAACAUGUCUCAUGUCAUAAGCCAUCUUUCCUUUGGUAAAACAAUAUCACCCAGAGUACUGAGUGAUGUGAAGCGACUAAUACCUUAUCUCGGUAGAAGCCAUGACAAAUUGAAUGGUCUAUCGUUCGUUAAUCACCGUGAUUUUGAACCAAAUGUUACUAUUGAGCAUUAUCUUCAAGUAGUGAAAACAGAGGUGGUCACUAGAAUACAUUCUCGUGAAAGUUCAUUACUCGAGGAUUACGAGUACACAGCGCACAGCAGUCUGUCACAAAGCAUAGACGUACCUGUUGCGAAAUUUCAUUUCGAGUUAUCUCCGAUGCAGGUUUUAAUAAUUGAAAAGCCGAAAUCAUUUUCACACUUCAUCACCAACCUCUGCGCUAUAAUUGGAGGCGUUUUCACGGUUGCAGGGAUUUUGGAUUCAAUUUUAUACAAUACAAUAAGGCUGAUGAAAAAAAUAGAUUUAGGUAAAAAUAUUUGAAAUACUAGCAAGAGAAAAAAGAAGAGAAUUUUGUUAUUCUGUAAAUACUUUUAAUGAGAAUAAUUCUACAGAAACAGAGUCGAAAUGUAGUC
Hibiscus syriacus is the source of this 1621-nucleotide messenger RNA. RefSeq names its product protein disulfide-isomerase 5-3-like. Gene Ontology annotation, cellular component: endoplasmic reticulum; COPII-coated ER to Golgi transport vesicle. The transcript is spliced from 15 exons. The record is from RefSeq and is a predicted model, not a curated record. The coding region runs from base 117 to 1529 and encodes 470 amino acids. NCBI's taxonomy places the organism in Eukaryota, Viridiplantae, Streptophyta, Magnoliopsida, Malvales, Malvaceae.